GUCUGGAAUAUACUCGAAAGAACCUGCUGGAUAGUUGAAUCUCCUGAGCCAAUGACAAUCGAUGCUGACACGGUAAUGACAGAUUUGAACAUGUAUGUUAUUUGGAAAGAAGGUUGCACAGACAUUGGAUACUAUUUCGAUACCCUUACAAACACUUGCUUGAAAUUGUUUUCUACCAGUGGAAAAACAUGGCAUGACGCAAGAACGCAUUGCCAACAAAAUGGCGGAGAUCUGAUAACAAUCACAACAGCACAAAAGUGGAAUUUUGUUAACUCUUUCUUAAGUUGCAAAUCAAACAUAUGGAUUGGAUUAAAGGCAGAACAAUGGGUAAAUGGGGACCCAUUCAUAAAUGUAUUUGGUUUACUAACCCAGUUUAACAAUUAUGACAGCAUGUACACUAGUGAUAAUGAACAAAAUUGUACGGUGGUGUAUUUACGACGUGUUUAUGUGUUUCAGGAUGAAAGUUGCAAUAUUCGAGUUCGGAGAAAUUAUCUCUGUGAAAUAACGAUGUCAUAAAUAUGUCACGAGUACAUGUACCAGAUCACCGUAUAUUCUAGCGUCAUAUAUAUAUAUAUAUUAUUUUUUUUUUUAGAUAAUAUGAAAACUUUUUAAACAUUUAUAACAAUAGUGAAUGAAUGAACUUUAUACCACCUAUCGAGUAUGUUUCAUGAAUGUGAUAUAAAUUGGGGUAUAAGUUGCGUUAAGCUGUAGGAUGGUACCGUUUCGAUGUGAUAUGAAAAAUCACCGAAAUGUUUUGUACUAAUCGACAUACUAAAUCUGAAAUGAAUGUAAACUUGGCAAUGAUCGGCAAUCAUAACUCAUUUCCUAAUUUUAGACUAAUACAGCCAAAAAUUAUCGACCAACAGGAACAUUUUACGAUUUUUCUACUACUAUGGCCAACAGUCUGUGUCCUUAUUCCCAGAUGCGGAUUUAGGGGGGAGUAGGGGGCCGGCCCCCCUAUUUGGGAAAAAAAAUUGUUGCUUACAUAGGGAAUCACUGAAGCGUGACUGGAGGGAGCCCCUCUUAGGUCAGUCAGUGGGCCCCCUCUUAUGAAAACUUCUGGAUCCGCCACUGAUUCCUUAUUGUCGUCAUGUCCAUAGAAAUAUUGGAAGUCUAUAAAUGGUGUAUAUAUAGCAGA
Mytilus trossulus (common blue mussel) is the source of this 1138-nucleotide messenger RNA. Its product is annotated as perlucin-like protein. The record is from RefSeq and is a predicted model, not a curated record. Bases 52 to 516 code for a protein of 154 amino acids. NCBI's taxonomy places the organism in Eukaryota, Metazoa, Mollusca, Bivalvia, Mytilida, Mytilidae. The transcript has 3 exons.